Messenger RNA from Trichoderma aggressivum f. europaeum, 714 nucleotides. Its product is annotated as CAZyme family GH12. Gene Ontology annotation, biological process: polysaccharide catabolic process. The transcript is spliced from 3 exons. Gene Ontology annotation, molecular function: cellulase activity. The record is from RefSeq and is a predicted model, not a curated record. The coding region runs from base 1 to 714 and encodes 237 amino acids. Lineage: Eukaryota; Fungi; Ascomycota; Sordariomycetes; Hypocreales; Hypocreaceae.
AUGAAGGCCUUUUCAUUUUUGGCUGCGUUGCUGCCAGCUGUAGCUGCGCAAACUCUUUGCGAUCAGUACUCAACCAUAUCGGCCAACGGUUUCACCAUCAGUAACAAUCUCUGGGGCGAGUCAGCUGCAUCUCCUGGAGGAUUCGGUUGUAUCACAAACGACUGGAUCACUGAUGCCACGGCGUGGCAUGCUGACUGGCGAUGGUCCGGCAGUCCCUCCAACGUCAAGUCAUUUCCAAACGUGCAAAGGAACAUAGGAGCAAAGCAGUUGGUCAGCAGCAUCAACAGCAUGCCCACCGGCGCCGUAUGGAACUAUACCGGAAACAACUUGCGCGCUGAUGUCGCCUACGACUUGUUCACUGCUUCCGACCCUAACCACCCGACUUACUAUGGAGACUUUGAGCUUAUGAUCUGGCUUGGCAGAUAUGGUGACAUCUACCCCAUUGGUUCAUCCCAGGGCAAUGUCAACAUCAACGGCCAAGAUUGGCAGCUAUACUACGGCUGGAACGGCCAGAUGCAAGUCUACAGCUUUGUUGCUUACAGCCAGGUCCAGAACUGGAACGGAGAUGUCAAGCAAUUCUACAACUGGAUGGCUACAAACCGAGGAUACCCUAUCGGCAGCCAGUACCUUCUCAGCUUCCAAUUCGGAACUGAGCCAUUUUCCGGCGAUGGCAACACCUUCUCCGUCUACUACUGGAAAGGAGAUAUCAACUAA